AACUGCACCAGACCAUCCACACUGGAGAGAAAACCUUACAAGUGUUCACACUGUGACAAGAGAUUCAGUCGGUCAACACGUCUGAAAACACACGAGAUGAUCCACACUGGAGAGAAACCGUACAUGUGUUUACACUGUAACAAGAGAUUCAGUCUGUCAUCAAAUCUGAAAACACAUGAGAGGAUCCACACUGGAGAGAAACCUUACAAGUGUUCACACUGUGAAAAGACAUUCAGUGAUUCAUCAAGUCUGAAAACAUAUGAGAGGAUCCACACUGGAGAGAAACCUCACAAGUGUUCACACUGUGAGAAAGAGAUUCAGUCUGUCAGGAAACCUGAAAAACACACGAGAGGAUCCACACUGGAGAGAAACCUCACAAGUGUUCACACUGUGAGAAGAGAUUCAGUCAGUCAGGAAAUCUGAAAACACACACGAGAGGAUCCACACUGGAGAGAAACCACACAAGUGUUCACACUGUGACAAGAGAUUCAGACUGUCAGGACACCUGAAAACACACGAGAGGAUUCACACUGGAGA
Cyprinus carpio (common carp) is the source of this 537-nucleotide messenger RNA. RefSeq names its product protein krueppel-like. Lineage: Eukaryota; Metazoa; Chordata; Actinopteri; Cypriniformes; Cyprinidae. The annotation marks the transcript as partial. The record is from RefSeq and is a predicted model, not a curated record. The transcript has a single exon.